AUGUCGAGAGCCAUGGAUGAUGAUGACGAUGACGUAUUCGGAGGUAUUUAUGAAAAUGGACACUGGAUUUGGGAUGAUAAAGUGAAUGCACUUGUGUUCAAAAGUGACUUGCCCGAGGAACCACCAGACGCUCCACAAUUGGCAACUGCUAUCCUUGGCUCAGUGGAGUUCAGGGAAGAUAUCGACAUUAAUGAACAAAAUCGAUUCAGAAAACGUAUGCAGCGGAAGCCCGAACCCAACGAUGUAGUUACUCUUCAGGAUAUAAAAGAUGUAGUCCUGUUCACUGCUCCAAUCAAAAUAUUAAAACCAUAUUUGAUAAACCUAUUGCACAUGACGGGUACCGAGCGAAUACUUCGAGCUCUCAUUUUCUUGUGUCAAUACCAUUUGCAGACUUCGGAAACAAUGAACAAUCGUACGAUUGAACUCUUAUCAAGAAUUCGAACGGACAGAAGCGAAAUAGUAGAAAUGCGUUACAUGGAAAAUUUAGAGGACCUACGCUUACUUGUAGCUAAAGAAUAUUCGAACAUGAUAAAUGGUUCUGGCGAAUUCGGAAAAUUCCAUCACAUGGGCCCAUCUAAAAAGAUGCGAUCCAUGAAUAGACGAGAGAGCUUCUUGUUUGAGACCUUCCUACGACUCAGCAUACAGAUCAUUUGGAUAGCACUGGGCAGAAAAUCGUUCAACGAAAUUGAAUUGGAAGUCCAUAGAAUAUUUAAGUCGAAUUUAUUCAAUUCGGCGGAACAUAAACUGACUGCUGAGAAUAAAAAAGCCGAGAUCACCCCUCAUGAACGCAAAGUGUUGAUGGGUCACUGUAUACGUAAGAAGCAUAAAGUGGACAUGCUGUCACCUCUGAUGAAUGAGGUGCACUGUAGCAAGCGGAAUAUUGACCACCGUAUGUUCGGCCUUGGUAUUGUCAAGUAUCCUCGUUUAAGUUCUCGCCUGACUUACAUGGAAUGUGCUUUAUCACUGCCGGAAAACUUGUUGCAACCCAGCCAAAUCUCAUUGGGGAUACUAGGGUUGCCAAGAUCACGGUUCGAUAUUUUAUUGAGAGAACUGUGUGGAGAAGCUGAAUCCAGCAGUGGCAACCUUAAUAAAUCGAGUUCUAGAAGUACAAAAAGUGCAACUUCUCGAAAGAAAUCAACUCUGGAGCAGGUGCCAAUGUACAGCAGCAUUGAGUUACCUCCUAGGGGCGCUGAUGAAUACUGCAGGAACAAAGUCUUUGAUGUCAAAACUGCAUUCUUAUAUGGUGAUGUCAAAGAAGACAUUUAUAUGACACCACCUGAAGGUUUGGAUACUGAUUCUAAUAUGUCAAAAUAUAUUGAAAGACUAUUGUAUAAAUUUAACAUGCAAGAUGCUAACUGCAAUAAUAUUCCAGUAGAUCCACAUACUACACUGGAGAAGAGUACCGAGUCUGUGGAUAAGAAUAUUCCGUACCGAGAGGCAGUUGGAUCACUGAUGCAUUUGGCUGUGGUAAGCAGACCUGACAUCAUGUAUGGAGUUAGUCUGAAAAAUGAAAUUGAAGCUUUCAGUGAUGCAGAUUAUGCUAAAGACACUACCACUAGAAAGUCAUUAACUGGAUCGAGUUCUAGAAGUACAAAAAGUGCAACUUCUCGAAAGAAAUCAACUCUGGAGCAGGUGCCAAUGUACAGCAGCAUUGAGUUACCUCCUAGGGGCGCUGAUGAUGAAUUACCGAGUGAGUUCCCGACAGAAUCGUAUCCUCGAAAGCCUUGUGAUGACAAACAGCGAAGGAAAUGGCUCCGAAGGUACCUAAGGAUUGUGAACAAGUAUCGUACACAUAACUCGAGAUAA
This is a messenger RNA of Spodoptera litura, 1806 nucleotides long. The record is from RefSeq and is a predicted model, not a curated record. NCBI's taxonomy places the organism in Eukaryota, Metazoa, Arthropoda, Insecta, Lepidoptera, Noctuidae.